This is a messenger RNA of Labeo rohita (rohu), 1013 nucleotides long. RefSeq names its product huluwa (gene hwa). NCBI's taxonomy places the organism in Eukaryota, Metazoa, Chordata, Actinopteri, Cypriniformes, Cyprinidae. The record is from RefSeq and is a predicted model, not a curated record.
UGCGGUUUAACUGUCGUCUGUCAGUUUUAGUCAUUUUAUUGAUAUUAUUUUACAUAAAAACAUUAAUAAUCAGAGGUACAGUUAAGUAAACGUCAAACUCAUAUUGUUUUAUCUUGAUUUGUGAUGAAAUGUCGCAGCUGGGAUCGGCUGUGCCCUCAUCAAACUUACCCGAGGGCCUCCCGGUGUCCAGUUUGGCCCUGCUGAUCCUGGUGCUCAUUCCCUGCGUCCUUCUGCUCCUGCUGCUCAACUGCCUGUUCGUGGGAUACAAGCUGUUCCGCAUGACCCGGAGGAAGCGAGACCGCUGCGGGUCGGAAAUGUCGCUCAUGCACUCGUCGUUUUCCACCCGGCAGAGAAUCACCCGCUUCUCUGAUGAGCCUCUGUUCGCUCCAAACAGAAAGGUGAACUACGUCUCGGUCUCGGAGCCGAUGCUGGCACCUCCCAUCACCUCAUCCCUGACCUCCUCAGCGGAAAGAAGGGCCACCGGGCAGCGCGCCAGGUUUCUACGCCCGGAUGGGGCCACCUACGCCGGGUCUGAGUCACUGCGUGUGCCGAACUGGAGGACGAGCGCCCCGGUUCUGCUGGAGUCCAGUGAUUCGGACACGGAUCGGGUCAACACUGUGCCACCAAACUCACCAGCACUGCAUGUGACUCCAAAUGGGUUCUCAAUGCCGAUGACUUCCAUGCGUAGAAGCAGCACCAUGGAGCUGGAGAGCGCUCCUCUGGAUAAGAUCCACGUGGAAUGCGAGUCCGCCAGCAUUAUCCCACCAGAGAACUCCUGCUAUGUGGCGUCGUCAAGCCCCUCGGCUGGAGGUUCAGGACUGGACAGUGACUUUGGAGCCAGUGCAGGUGUAUCUCUGCGUAUUCUUUCUAUGGACAGUGAUGGUUUCCCAGGCUCUGCCUGGGCAUCCGCUAUGGAAUGGGAUUACUAUGACCCUAGUUACGUCACUCAGAACCACGUCCCGAAGCACAGACCUCAUGCACCCCCCAUCACCACCAAACAGUACUGGGUCUAG